Messenger RNA from Zonotrichia albicollis (white-throated sparrow), 2159 nucleotides. The record is from RefSeq and is a predicted model, not a curated record. Lineage: Eukaryota; Metazoa; Chordata; Aves; Passeriformes; Passerellidae.
CCCUUCCCACUGGGGAAGGGGGAGGAGUGAGUGACUGUGUGGUUCUUGGUCACCAGCUGGGGUUAAACCAUGACAGAUGCAAGCAGUGAAGGAAUUCCACAAUGAAAGAAGGGAAAUGAAGCCUUUCAGGGGGGCUUUCAAGAGGAAGAGCUGAUAAAUUUCUCUGAAGUUGAUGCAAGCUUCUCUGGGAAAAAGACCAGGGCCUGGAAAGCCUGUGAUAGAGAGCAGCUGUUUCCAGACACUUGCAUUAAAUCUCAGACGUGCUUUCCUGCCAGCUACUUCAGUGCAGAAGAUUAACAAACAUGUCCAUAGCACUCAAGCAAGUCUUUAAUAAAGAUAAGACUUUCCGCCCAAAACGCAAGUUUGAGCCUGGAACCCAGAGGUUUGAACUUCACAAACGAGCGCAGGCAUCUCUCAACUCAGGUGUGGACUUGAAAGCAGCUGUGCAGUUGCCCAGUGGAGAAGACCAGAAUGACUGGGUGGCUGUUCAUGUUGUCGACUUCUUCAACAGGAUCAACCUCAUUUAUGGGACUAUCUGUGAGUUCUGCACAGAGAGGAGUUGCCCAGUGAUGUCUGGAGGCCCCAAGUACGAGUAUCGGUGGCAGGAUGACUUGAAGUACAAGAAGCCCACAGCACUGCCUGCACCCCAAUAUAUGAAUCUUCUCAUGGACUGGAUUGAGGUGCAAAUCAACAAUGAGAAUAUAUUUCCCACAAGUGUAGGUGUUCCCUUUCCAAAGAACUUUCUCCAGAUCUGCAAGAAGAUACUCUGUCGGCUUUUUCGGGUGUUCGUUCAUGUCUACAUCCAUCACUUUGACCGUAUCAUCCUUAUGGGGGCUGAGGCCCACGUCAACACCUGCUACAAGCAUUUUUAUUAUUUUGUGACAGAGCUCAACCUCAUAGACCGCAAAGAACUAGAGCCUUUGAAAGAGAUGACAACCAGGAUGUGUCACUAAAAACUACCCACUGAACAAAAGCAAAGUCCAAUUUCCUUCUUACUGCAGGGUUCAAGAAUAUGACAGCCCUCAUGGACUGAGCCUGCUUGAUCAUCCCUGAAAGCAGCAAAGUUGGGAGCCACAGUUACUGUCACAAAUGCUUCUCUCCAGUGUCAAUGUUGUUAACCCUAAAUAUGCUGCUAGGAACCUCAGCUGAGAACAUGGAUUAUUGAGAAAAAGAAUUAUAUCAGUUCUAACUCCUUUAUCAGGGAUAAGAACCUCUUCAGCCACAGACAAUAGCAGACAGUGCCCCUGCUGCUAAAGCUUUACUGAAAUUCAGAUCCUUGGCUGACCUCCAGACUAGUUGUUUCGAAAAGAAAUCUGCAAUUUUGCUUUCUUUUUAUUUUGUCUCUUGGUAUGCGCUUUCUUUCCUAACUGCAGCAGACUAUUAAGAGGUUCUGGAAUGAAAGAACACUUAGCCUUUAAUGCCCCCUACGCUGCUCCAGGCCACCCAAAGCUUGGCCACCAUUCCCAAAUGCUAUCAAGCCUUGUGUUUCCAGGAAGACAGCCAUGUCCUUCAGCUGAACAGAGUAUGCUUCAUUGUGAUUCAUAAUUUAAUGACAAUGGAAGGAUUUCUGAUUUCAAAUACAUGAACAGGGAUCCAAAUAUAGCUCUGCAGUGCUGGGGUAUUUUCCUUGAAUUCAUGCUGUGACUGACAGCAAAUGUUCUCAGUAUCUCUAUAUUACAUUAAAAAAAACCAGCUACAGUCAUCAUUUUCCUGAAGUACCCAAUGAAGUACACCAAUCUGUCGUGUAAUUUCAUAUCCUUUUAUCCCCUUAGGAAAAUGAUCCUUCUCAAUCACCCUAAAAUUUCAUCUUUUCAGAGAAAAAUGAAUUUAUUGGGGUAACUUGCAGGAAGAUACAGUAAAGAUGAGUAGUAAAAAAGGUUAGAGCAGGAGGACUAAUUGAAGGCCCCUGUUGCAGCUGAACAGUGCCCAGUAAUGUGACUUGCUUUAUACAUUGGGCUAACACAAUACAUUUUUCCAGAACUUAAUUCUGGAAAAUGAACACAUGUAUGGAUAGUCUAGAACUACCCAUUGCAGCAAAUCAAAUCUUCUAUGCCAAAUAUGCCCGGAGGAGGGUUUCUUCUGAAAAAAAAAUUUAAAAAUGAAAGUGAUACAGAAUAUCACAAGAGAAAUACUUCUGAAUAAAUGGGAAUCAAGUGGAA